GUUAUCAUCGCCUUGAUGCACGAUCAACCGAGUAACACCAUAUCUUUCCGGUCGUACAAAACCAAAUAAUUCUCCAUCCGAUACGUGCUUCUCUGAAUUGGCAAACGACUUCCAAAACUGGAGAUGCUUUCAGUUUUAAACUUUGUCAAAUUAUUGUUUUAAUUUGUAAUUUAUACCGACGAGUUACUGAAAAUCUAGAGAAAGCGGAUCUGAAACUGGUGUUCAUAUAUCUGAGCUGAAAUAAGCGAUAUCUCGACAACAAGUUGCUAAGACAAAUGUAUUUCUUACACGUCGAAAAUUGAAAUAUUACAUAUGACGCACAUUGUAUUCACACCGGAUGAGUGAAGCCACUUCUGUCGCUUGGAUCAACACAUUCAUGGAAAAUCACUUGGAGAUUCGCAGAUGUGAUCGUAUCGUGGUCAUCGCAGGCGAACUGCCUGCUUAAGCAGAUAUGACCGGGUUACAACAUCAAGGAGCGAUCACCAUGUGUUAUAAAUAAGCCCAUCAAUGGAAGAAAACAGGGAAAGAAUCACCGACCACACCGACCACAGCGCUGAAUUUGAAACUCUUUCUUGCUUUUUGAUCUCCAAAGACAAUAAAGCCAGGCGAUGGAUGAUUCAGCUGAUAAAAUGGCCAUGGUUCGAACGUAUAAGCAUGUCGGUUAUACUCAUCAAUUGUCUGACAUUAGCGAUGUAUAAUCCGCUGGAUAAGGACUGCAAAUCUACCCGGUGCCAAGUUCUGGAAAAUGUGGAAAUUAUCGUCUUUGCUUUCUUUUCGGCUGAGAUGAUAAUAAAGAUGAUAGCGAUGGGUGUUACUGGCAAGAAAGGUUAUUUACAAGACAAAUGGAAUCGCUUGGACUGCUUCAUUGUCAUCAUUGGGGUGAUCGAGAAAGCCGUCGUCCGAGUCAAUGGGAAUUAUCUCACUAUUAUUCGGGCCUUUAGAGUUCUGAGACCUCUUCGAGCUAUCAACAAAGUCCCAAGUAUCCGUAUCUUGGUGACUCUCCUUCUCGAUACCCUUCCAAUGCUGGGGAAUGUUCUCCUCUUGUCUUUUCUGAUAUUUUUUGUGUUCGGGAUUAUCGGAGUGCAGUUAUGGCAGGGAAAACUGAGAAACAGAUGCUUCACUGAGUUUCCUGAGAAUUCAACCUUUCUCACCAGAUAUAACAAGUCGCAAUUUUACCAACCAUCGUUCAGCAAUCCAGAUUUCGUCUGCUCCCUUUCAAAAGAUUACGGAACGCGUCUGUGUUCUGAUAUCGAACCAAAAGAAGAAAAUGUGUCCACAAAAUGCCCUGAUUCGUCUGGAAACGUCUCCGCUGAGAUAAAGCGAGUCACUUUCAACUGGAGUCAGUAUUACAACAAAUGUAAAACAAGUGAUCAAAACCCAUUCUAUAACACAACAUCGUUUGAUAAUAUCGGUAUUGCAUGGAUCGCCAUAUUUCAGGUGAUCACUUUGGAGGGAUGGUCAGAUAUCAUGUAUUUUGUCCAAGAUGCUCACAGCUUUUGGAACUGGAUCUAUUUUGUUGUCCUCAUAGUGAUGGGCUCUUUCUUUCUUGUUAACUUGUGCCUGGUCGUAAUCACCAUGCAGUUCCAAGAAACCAAAGCUCGUGAGAUAGAACUGAUGGAAAACAGCAAAGGCGAACAAUCGCUUGAGUCACCAAAACUGCUAAAAACCUUAAUGAAGUAUUUACAACAUUUUUGCAAUUGCAAACCGCAGGAAAAAGAACACGUGCAUCAUCAUCAUCAUCACUUUUAUCAUCAUCAUCAUUUUCACCAUCAUUUGUAUAAUUGCUUUGUUCCCCCCUCUCCAGUUAUUGGAACUGAUCACGAGGCCGCAGCAGGUGAUCCCAGCUUUUUCCCUGAUACGACCAAUUUUCCAAAAAUUCAGGUCGAGGCUGAAGAAACGACCUGUUCCCACUCCUGUGUUGAAGAAUCUCCGAUUUUGCAAGAUUUUCUAGCACCACCUUUCACUAGACAAUCUUCUAGAAGAAGUUCCAGAACCUCUAUCUGUUCGCAUGCUCUUUCAAUCCACGCUGAAACGUCUUCAGCAGUUUCCAUCGAAGAAAUUGUUACACAAGCGAAGACAAGCGUAACGUUAAAUAUCCCUUCAUCACCAGUGGCAACUUUCUUCGCGUUCUCGUCAGACAACAAUGCAAGCAGGAAAAACUCAACUCAGUCUAGGAAAAGGGAAUUUUCCGCGUCCACGUUGACAUCAGCAGAAAUUAAUCCACAUCAUGCACGCACAAGUACGUCGCAGAGUGAAGACGUUUUUUCAAAGACAAGUAAAGAAGCCACGGAGUCUUCAAUUCAGCGAAAAGAUAAAGAGCCUUUGAAAUAUCGUCGAUUCAGCCAGCCUGCACAUGCUAAGUUAGCUCGCACCCCGGCAUCUGAGAUUUCUUUCCAACCUUCUAAAAGUUUGGAGACCAAAGAAGCUGAUGAUUACAGAGAUGUUGAAGCAAACCCGGAAAUGGUAAACUUCGAUGUUAUAUCUUCGUUAGAAAGUGACUUAGAGAAAAGCGAUGCGACCCAGGACCCACCAUCAAAUGAUUUAGUCUCGACCAGUCAGGCCAAUGAUUGCCAAAUCGAUGAUACAGUGAAUACAACGCUAAAAAGACCCUCAUUAAAACGCCGAGAUAUUCCCGCUCAGAGUGAAGAUGACAUGUUCGAAAGCCUGUUGAACUUAAGACAAAGUGCGACUUAUGAUGUCACAGGGAAUCACAGCGCAUGGCGGAAGUUAAGAAUCAUCUGCAGAAAGACAAUCGAGAGCAAACAGUUUACUAUUUCCAUCAUGGGCGCCAUCUUGUUGAACAUGAUUUGUAUGGGUCUGGAGCAUUACGAACAGCCUGAUAGACUAACUGUUGCCCUUGAGAACAUAAACAUCAUUUUUGUUUCCAUUUUUGGUAUUGAAAUGGUUAUUAAGUUGCUUGGUUAUGGUGUGACCUCAUAUCUAAGCGAGGGUCAAAACGUGUUUGAUGGACUCAUCGUUACUGUCAGUGUAUGUGAAAUCCUACUCACCAAGGAUGCGUCCCUUUCGAUAUUUCGUAGUAUCCGGUUACUCCGGAUCUUCAAACUGGUCAGACCGGUUCGAUACCAGUUGCUAGUUGUUGUCAAAACUAUGACGAGUGUGAUGACGUUUUUCGGAUUGCUGUUUCUGUUCAUAUUCGCGUUUGCUAUCCUUGGGAUGAACUUGUUUGGUGGAAAGUUCAUAUUUAAGAACGCCGAGGGAAAGCAAGUAACCUCCCGAAGUAAUUUUGACGACUUUUUGUGGGCUAUGGUGACAGUGUUUCAGAUCCUCACUCAAGAGAACUGGAAUCUCGUGAUGUACGAUGGAAUGCGCGCCACAAGCCAUUGGGCAGCCUUGUAUUUCAUAGCACUGAUGGCUGUCGGGUACUAUGUAUUAUUUAACGUGCUGGUUGCUAUCCUCGUGGAGGGAUUCACAAAUUCAGGGAAACGUAAAACUACGCCAAAGAAUGAACCAGGAGCAUCAAAGAACGAAGAUGCACCCAAACCAGCCUUUAAAGAAGUUGAAAAGCCUCAUAUUUUAAUAUCUUGUAAAGAUUCUGAGGAGUCUUGCCCCGGGCAUUAUCAAGAGGAACCAGUUCCAGAAUUCUGCAGUCAUGGCGUGAGAAACGCGUUGGGGUCGACAUUUCAACUGAGGUCGAACUACACGCCGAGUCUCUCGUUAGCAACGUUAGAGCCAUUACAGGACAAGAAACCCCCAACUGCUGCUCAACCGACAGAAGCGAACAUGACCAUGCCGCAAUUAAAGCGCAUGCGCCAGGCGUCAGCGUCAAUUAUACGAAAAACUGGGCAAAUGGCUCACAGCACGGACUGGCGUCAUGACGAACCCAUCUUCUCGGUGCAUAAUAGAGGCUUUCUCGGUGACGAUAUGGAAACCAGAGGCAAGUUACAUCUUGAGGUCUCUGAAAGAGAAAGAUGCAACAAAGCUGGUGGUAAAACACUUGAGGAAAUUGUGUCUCCGACCAUGGCUUGCAGUUUGUCAUUUCCAAAUCAAUCGGAAGGAACAACAUCGUAUCAAUCUCGACCGGAGUCACCCCACAUGAUCUUUCAAAACAAUAGCAGCGAUGAGAUGUACCAACCACGAGAAUGUCAUCUUCCCGAAGCUCAGGAGUGUACAAAGAAAGUUAACAAGAUAACACGGAAAAGAUCUGACUGGUCUUUGUUUCUGUUCUCUCCCUCAAAUAGCUUCCGUCGCGCUGUUAUGGCUGUGUGUGAACACAAGUAUUUUGACUACGUGGUGCUAGCUUUUAUCUUGAUAAGCUGCGUGGUACUGGCACUAGAGGAGCCUAACAUUCCACGAAAUAGUAAGAAACGCCAAAUAAUCGACAUCGCGAUGCAUAUAUUGACAGUCAUCUUCACUAUUGAAAUGUUAAUGAAGAUCAUAGCCCAAGGCUUUCUUCUGGGUGCUGGUACCUACCUAAAGGACGGUUGGAAUAUCCUGGAUGGGAUACUUGUACUUUUCUCCUGGAUUGACGUCAUCAUUACGUACAGCCCUGCCGAUGCACCAGAAGUACUUGGAGCUCUCAAAGUCUUCCGUGCGUUAAGGACUCUAAGACCUCUGAGAAUGAUUCGCCGAGCCCCAGGACUAAAGCUGGUCGUUCAAACUCUAUUAUUCUCUUUGAAACCGAUUGGAAACACGGUCCUCAUUGCUGCCAUUUUCUUCGUAAUGUUUGGAAUCUUAGGGGUCCAGAUCUUUAAGGGAACGUUUUAUCAUUGCGAAGGAGACAGCGAAGUGAAGGACAAGAAGGACUGUAGAGGAGAAGGUUGCUGGCAAAACCGCAUGUACAACUUCGACAACUUAUUUAAUGCUUUGAUAUCCCUUUUCGUGUUUUCCACGCGCGAUGGAUGGGUAGAAAUUAUGCACCAUGGUAUCGACGCUGUUGGAAUAGACAAACAGCCCAUCAAGAACUACCGUGAAUGGAGACUUGCGUAUUUCAUUCCUUUCCUGAUGUUAGGAGGUUUUCUUGUUCUUAACAUGAUUGUGGGGGUCGUUGUGGAGAAUUUUCAGCGUUGUCGAGAAAGACUAGAGGACGAAGAGCAACAAAGGAGACGGAGGAAAUUGCUCGAGAAGGCGAGAGAUAAGAACCAGGAAGAAGUUGACCGAACAUAUUAUGAGAGUUACAGUCCUUGGCGACGCCACAUUCAUGACAUGUGUCUUCACCUGUACUGGGACGUGGCCAUCGCCAUUGUGAUUUGCUUAAAUGUCCUCUGCAUGUCUCUGGAGCACUACCAGAUGUCCAAGGCGUUCCAAAGAUUUGUAGACACCGCAAAUUAUUUUUUCGCUGCCGUCUUUGUUUUAGAAGUGAUCUUUAAAUUCAUUGCGUUUGGAUUCGUGCGAUUUUUUAAGGAUCGGUGGAAUAUUAUUGACCUGGUAAUUGUGAUUCUCUCACUGACGGGGAUACUUAUCCAAUCCUUGCGCACCACCAAAGCGCUAGGCGCCAAAGUGCCGAUCAAUCCCACGGUUGCACGAUCUCUGAGAGUACUGCGAAUUAUCCGAGUACUCAAGCUCGUAAAACUAGCAAAAGGAGUUCGUUCGCUGCUGGACACUUUGUUCGAGGCUCUUCCUCAGGUCGCAAAUCUUGGGCUGUUAUUUCUGCUUUUAUUUUUUAUCUACGCCUGUCUGGGUAUCCAACUUUUUGGAAAAUUAGACUGCACUCGCUCGUCAUGUCAAGGACUCGGUCCGCAUGCGCACUUCAAGGAUUUUGGCACUGCAAUGCUGACUUUAUUUAGGAUAGCAACAGGAGAUAAUUGGAAUGGAAUAUUGGAGGACGCUUUACGUUUGAGUUGCGGCGAGUCAGCAGAGUGUGUCAGCCGAUACAUAGCACAGCUGUUUUUUGUGACGUUUGUACUGGCGGCGCAGUUUGUACUGGUCAAUGUUGUCAUAGCUGUUCUUAUGAAGCAUCUGAAAGAAUCUAAGGAGAAGAUUGCUGCAAAUAUGGCCGCCAAGGACUUGGAAAAGAAAUUGAAACUUUUGACCACAACAGCGAAGAAUUUUAUCCUGGCUAAAGCUAAGAAAAACGAUCUGUCUAUCUCGCGGCGACGUUCCAUAGUACAGAUCGGCUUAGGAGGAAUAGAACUCACUCAGCUCAAACAUGGCACCCCUAUGAAAAACAUUGAUUCGUCUUUCCGUGCAGAGUUUGCAAAGGCCGAUGCGAUUUUUCAAGAAUUUUUGCUUUUACAUGAAAAUCUGCAAAAAGUUAAAAUGACCAUCUGCCGCACUGCGUCGCAUAACAUUGAAGUGACGCCAGCCCCGGUUACGCCAUCUCUUCGUCAAAGGUGUAAUAGCUUCUGCGGUGUUAGGGAGCUUCACAGCUCAGAAUAUGAUUUAGGGAAAUUUACUGUAUACAAAUCUGGAGCCAAGCUGUAACCUAAUACUGUUGUGUGUGUGAUUGGGGAAAAUUUUAAAUGCUGGAUAGACUAAAGGUCUUUAACCCUCUGAGUGAAUCAAAUGAAACUCCAAUAUGGAAAAAUAAAUUAUUCGUAUUUAUUUUCAGUGGAUAAAAUAUUUAAUUUUUGCCAGGAUAUUAACUAAAAUAGCCAAAAAUAUAUCUUAAGAAUGAAAAAUUGUAGAAUAACAAUUUUAAAUCAUGAUAUUUUUACAAAAUUCUUUGAUAGGUGUGAGUGUCACGUUAAAAUGUGUACAUAAACCAACCAGCAAUGUAUACAGUUGAAAUAAACAUGGAUUAAGUGAC
Messenger RNA from Stylophora pistillata, 6706 nucleotides. Its product is annotated as voltage-dependent T-type calcium channel subunit alpha-1H. Lineage: Eukaryota; Metazoa; Cnidaria; Anthozoa; Scleractinia; Pocilloporidae. Gene Ontology annotation, cellular component: voltage-gated calcium channel complex; voltage-gated sodium channel complex; plasma membrane. Gene Ontology annotation, molecular function: voltage-gated sodium channel activity; low voltage-gated calcium channel activity. Gene Ontology annotation, biological process: membrane depolarization during action potential; calcium ion import; calcium ion transmembrane transport. The record is from RefSeq and is a predicted model, not a curated record.